AGCACAACAAUAGGGUACUGCUCUUCUGCCUGUGGGCUCACACACACGGAGAGAAGGCACGGAGAGACACUCAGUAGCAGCUACAGACAGACAGACAGACAUGUACACUCUUUCCUCUUUCUUCUCUCCAUAGUUCUUCCUUUCAUUAUUCCUCAAAAUACUGCUGGACCUCUAUGGCUUUGGUAGAUAUUAUAGGAAAAAUAUGAUUCUUGGUGGAUUUGAACUGAAUGAGUUCUAGAACUGACUUGUGGAACUUGUGGGCAGUACAUCUACAGAUGUUUGGGAGUAGUUUACUUUCUGGAAGUGGGUUCCGUCCGUUCUCUUGAGUUCGGGACUAAGGUUCCUUCCCUCCUUGGACUUUGGGAUCUGAGUUUGGACUUGGACUUGGUCAACACCAGUGGGAGUAGUGACAGCUGGGACUUUGUAGUGUGGAAUUUUAGACCGGACCGGCUUUCCCUCUGAAGUUUUUCGGAACAAGUGAUUUGUUUGUUUAGCCGUUCUGCUAACUUUUUCCUGUUGGACUCCAUUGGUCUGGACGGCAGUCAGUGUGUUCCAGAUCUGAGUGCACUAGAACGCGUGUAUGUUGAGCGUGUUGAGGGUGAUGCCUCUGGACGUGGUCAUAGCCCCGGCUGAGGACUGUUUCUGGCCUGUCCUGCAGGAGUCAGACAGGAGGCUGAAGAUCAGAGUCCGCAGGACCAAGGAGGGGAGGGCGCUACGAGGGGGCUUUGCUGCGUUCUCCUCCUGUUUCCCCGGGCUGUGUGAGAGCAAGCCAGCUCUGCCUAUGAGCAUAUCCCAACCCUGCCUACCUGUAGCUAACAUAGGACCCACACGCAUCCUACCGCACCUCUACCUGGGAUCACAGAAAGACGUCCUCAACAAGGACCUGAUGUUUCAGAAUGGAAUCACGUACGUGCUGAAUGCCAGUAACACCUGUCCCAAGCCUGACUUCAUCAGCGAGAGCCACUUCAUGCGGAUCCCUGUCAAUGACAACUACUGUGAGAAGCUACUGCCCUGGUUGGAGAAAACCAAUGAAUUCAUCGACAAAGCCAAGGUGUCAAACUGCAGAGUCAUUGUGCACUGCCUGGCUGGAAUCUCACGCUCGGCAACCAUCGCCAUCGCAUACAUCAUGAAGACAAUGGGCCUGUCAUCGGAUGAUGCCUACAGGUUUGUGAAGGACCGACGGCCUUCAAUAUCGCCCAACUUUAACUUCCUGGGCCAGCUGCUGGAGUUUGAGAAGGGGCUGCGGCUCCUCCAGGCGCUGUCAGACGACAAGACCUCAGAGGGCAAAGGUCAAUCCCAGGGCUCAGAGGUCAACGGGUUCAGCUCAGGGUCAGAAGUCAACGGUCACCAUGACCCUUCAUCAAUAGAGCCCCAGACCCCACCAGAACCGAAGCUCCCCUCGCCGACUUCUCUCCAGCAGGGCUUCAACGGCCUCCACCUGUCGGCCGAGCGCAUCCUGGACACUAACCGGCUGAAGCGAUCCUUCUCCCUUGACAUCAAGUCUGUCUACUCCCCCAGCAGCCCCCACUGCCUGCGCCUGGCAGCGCCCACACACUCCGAAGACGUGCCCAAGCUAUGUAAGCUGGACAGCCCCCCUGUCACCGGUGUCUGCCCUCAGUUCUCCCCUGUCCCAGACAGCCCCAGCUCGGCCGAGUCACCUUUCCCUUCCCCGGGGUGCGGCGGCAGCAUCGGAGGUCUCGACGUUGGGGGUCCCAGUUCUGGAGGUCCAUCAUCGUCCAGGCCCAGGAGGAAAGCCAAGCACGGCUCUGGAUCUGGAUCCACAACCAGUUCCCCGGUACACCCCCAGUCCCUGAGUCUGACUCUGGGACGCUCCCUGCCCGUUCACAAGAGCCCCAGCCUGGAUGAGAGCCUGAAGGGCUCCAUGCUUCUCUCUCUGCCCCCCAAAGAGUCCGGAACCAUGUGGACCAAACACAGAGACACAGUACAGGCCACCACCCCAGUCACACCUGUCACCCCCACUGCCGACGCCCCCUGGUACUUCGGGGCUGAAGAGGUUGGGGAAGGAGGGAUGGAACUAGGAGGAGACGUAGGAGGAGGGGUGGAACUAGGAGGAGGGGUAGAACUAGGAGGAGAUGUAGGAGGAGGGGUGGAAGUGCGUUUCGGAAGCAGCUCUGCAUAUGUGGCGUUUGGUUGUAGCGAGGGGGUGCGGCUACGGGAGAAAGUGCAGCGGGACAAAAGGGCAUCGUCGUCAUCAGCGCCAUUACAGAGGGACUCCUCAACGACCGUCGCCAACGGGACGGCCUCCAACAGCACCGAGAAGCAGUUCAAGCGGCGCAGCUGUCAGAUGGAGUUUGAGGAGGGCAUCUCCGAGACACGUUCCCGGGAGGAGCUGGAGAAGAUGGGGAAGCAGUCCAGCUUCUCUGGCAGCAUGGAGAUCAUCGAGGUGUCCUGACUAACCGCACUCCUGACCACAACUGGCCCACGCAGGGAGGAGGGGAAACGGACCUGAAGGAGGAGGGAGGACAGAGGGGGGAAAUUUACCCUCCCCAAACAGACCGUGUUAAAGACUCAAACUCUGAGAAGACAGAAACAUCAGAGAGAUUCCGGGAGUCCCUUAUCUAGCUAGUGUUCCUGGACUAGACAUGGGGUUUAGCAGGCUGUUGAUUUCCUAGGUUACAUUUACAGUACUACCAACCAAAGCUCUGAAGAGAACAACUGCAGGGAAAGAUGGAGAGCUAUGGGGCACUGACACUGAACUAUGAACUGUGAACUAUUUCCUCUGUAUGGUGUCAGUUAAAGAAAAACAGAUCCAGGGGCAAAUCUCAAACAACACCCAUAUAGUGCACUACUUUUGGCCAAAAGUCACCAAAAGUAUAGUGCUAUUUUUGUUAUUGGGUGUCAUUUGAGACAUAGCUAAGUGCUUUCCUCCCAAAGACUUCAAUCCCCAGCAUGCCUCAGUCUGCCCCUCCCUUCAUUUCAAAGACUUCAGCCCCAGAGAACCACAACCCCCAGCAUGGCUCAGUCUGCCCCUCCCUUCAUUACAAAGACUUAGAAAGAGCUCUGUACCCCAGAAACGCACCACAGCACAAUGCAGAGAGAGACUAUUCAGACUCUCCUAAGAGUCUAUACCGGUGGUACUGCAUCAAAACAAUGACGAAUCCUCCAUGUUGGCGUGUCAGCCCAUCAUGGUUUACAAAGACUUUGCAGUUUAAGAGGACUCGUAGUGACUGAUAAAGACUGGCAUUGUAUUUUCCCGCAAUACUCGUCUGCUUCCUUGUUUCCCGUGUUUAACAGUGUGACGUGACUGUUGGGGCGGUGGGGAGGAGAGGAGUUAGGUCUAAGUUACACCCUCCCUGUAGUGGAGUUCAGUACUCGCAUGUCUCACUCCACACCCCCCAAGUAUACCCCACCCCAGCCUCUCGGAGCAUGCUCCAGGGUGGCUGGCGACAGACAGACAAAUACUAUAUAUACUAUAUGAAUAUAUAUAUAGCGAUUUUAAUGGACUUUUAAUCAAAAACAAAAAAUCUCAGUUCUGGUUGUAAUUUAUUUGAUCUGUUCAUUCUGGUAAUGAGAAAUAAUAGAAUGUUUUGUGGACUUUUUUCUUUUCCUUCGUUAAUCUCAGUUUUUGUUGUAUGGUAUUUAUGAAACACAUACAACCACACACUCAUGCACACACAAACUCAUGCACACACACACUCAUGCACACACACACUCAUGCACACAAAACUACAAGCAAGCAAUAUGUGCUGUUCCUUGUUUGGAGGAAGAGCGAUGUAUUUUGGGUUUCAUCUGACGUUGAAAUGCACUUUUCUGUUCCUCUUCAAAAACGAGUAUCCCAUCCACUUCCUACGAGGGUACCAACAUACUCUAACCCAGGGGUGGGAAAACUACAGCUCAUUCAAUCCGGCCCAUGGGAGGUUUCAGUAUAAACAACUAACACAAUGGUGUUUAACGCAAAUUAUUUUGGGGGGUUUAAAAACUACUCUGGGCCACACUUGAAUGUCUAAAACUAGAUCAAAUGUUUGUAGAAAUUAUAAUAGACCUGUAUAUUUUCAAAUAACUGCCCCUUUUCUGGCCCCGAAAUUGAUUUUGACAAACAAACCGGUUCCCAAAUCUUCUGUGCUACCCUCAGUUGAAUUUCUAAAUCCUGAUGUGGCCUUCAAGCCUAAAUGUUUGCCCACCCCUGCUCUUACCUCUGGUGACAUCACCAGAUGUGUUGUAUUGUGAAAAACAGUCCCUAUGAGCAUGAAAACGUUGAAUUUACAUUGAAAAGAUGUUAAAAAUACAUAUUUUUGGUUGAAAAUAUGUUAAAUAUGUAUUUGUGGUUGAAAAUACGUUGAAAAUAGGUAUUUUCAACAUCUUAUGUUCACCGAGAUGACUCUUCAGUUGAGUGUAAUUAAGAUGUUAUUUCUUGUGAUUGUGGGCUCCUACAGUUAGUGCAUCUCCUGGGAGAUGGUUAAUGUGUGUGAGUGAGAAUGAAGAACUUUAUUCAACCCAGUACUAAAGAGCAGAAUUAUUGUAGGAAGGACUAUUGAUUUCUCCAGGGCUCAUGACAACAACUACCGGUAUAUGCAAGUAGAUCCACACAGUUGACAAUGUUAGAGACAUCCACCUAACACACUGCUAACACACAACUCUGUUGGCUAGUUUCCAAAUACACCCACCCACACACACACAGAACUGAACUGUGUUGGGAUAUGAGAGAAGCCCAUAGCUGAAACAAAUCCCCUCCGCACAUACACACACAGACACUUAUAGUCACACACAUAGAUAUACCACCACCUUUCGUUUGUUCUCAGGGGAUCUUUCAGUGAGCCAAGCCUCGCGCAGGGUACACAAUUGCUUGCACAUCAGCACAAUGCAUGUCACUCCCUCACUAUCUCUAUCAGUCUAUCGCUCUCACUCUCUUAUUUUCCAAAGGUUUGAUUAAAAACAAAACAAAACGGAAGGGAUGAAACUAGAAAGUGAUUCAGAAGUGAAUAAAUGAAUGCUAUUGCUCUGCUGGUGCCAGAUUGUCUAUUUAUUUAUGAUGUACGUAUAUGUGUUUUUUUCUUUUCCUUUGGUUAGCUUUUCUCUAUUGUGACCUUUGACCUAUACCUUUGUGCUGCUGUAAGGUCGGACCUGGAUUUCCUGUGUUCAGUUUUCUGAGGCUUUCCUUCUAGUCUCUUACUUUUUAAAAGAUGUCGUUAUAAUUAUUUAAAAACAUGUUAAGAGAAGAUGCAGGCUGUCCCAAUUGCUAUAAUUGUUGGUAUUGAUGUAUUAUUAUUAUUAUUGUUGUUAUGUUGUGUAAAUAGCAAGGUAUCUAAGAAUAUUGAUGAAUUUAGGUACAUUUUUUAAGUAAAAUCCUGAUACCUUAGGCUGCUUGACGCAAAAUACCUCAGGUUUUUCCUUCCUUGUACAUGUUUUGUGAAAAUGAGACAAAAAUACAAAAAUGACAAAAUAUGAA
Salvelinus fontinalis (brook trout) is the source of this 5407-nucleotide messenger RNA. Its product is annotated as dual specificity protein phosphatase 8-like. Gene Ontology annotation, biological process: protein dephosphorylation; negative regulation of MAPK cascade. The coding region runs from base 581 to 2413 and encodes 610 amino acids. Gene Ontology annotation, cellular component: cytoplasm. Gene Ontology annotation, molecular function: protein tyrosine/threonine phosphatase activity; MAP kinase tyrosine/serine/threonine phosphatase activity. Lineage: Eukaryota; Metazoa; Chordata; Actinopteri; Salmoniformes; Salmonidae. The transcript has 5 exons. The record is from RefSeq and is a predicted model, not a curated record.